Molecule: messenger RNA, 951 nt
Organism: Leptosomus discolor (cuckoo roller)
Lineage: Eukaryota; Metazoa; Chordata; Aves; Leptosomiformes; Leptosomidae
Source: RefSeq, a predicted model, not a curated record
GCGCUUUGAUUACCGUCCAAACCCUGAUCCUUACUGCCAGGCUCGUUAUACCUUCUGUCCCACUGGCUCUGCCAUUCCGGUUAUGAAAGAAGAGGAUGUCAUUGAGGUGUAUCGAUUACAGGCCCCAGUGUGGGAAUUCAAAUAUGGAGACCUACUGGGACAUUUGAAAAUUAUGCAUGAUGCUGUGGGUUUCAAGAGCUCUCUAACGGGCAAAAACUACACCAUGGAGUGGUACGAGCUCUUCCAACUUGGGAACUGCACAUUUCCGCAUCUCCGGCCUGGCAUGGAUGCACCAUUCUGGUGUAACCAGGGAGCUGCCUGCUUUUAUGAAGGAAUAGAUGAUGCACACUGGAAGGAAAAUGGAACUUUAGUUCUCGUGACCACAAUAUCAGGAACCAUGUUUAAUGAAAUGGCAAAAUGGGUAAAAUACGACAAUGAGACUGGCAUUUACUAUGAGACCUGGACAGUUCAAGCAAGUCCCAACAAACAGUCAAUAGUAUGGUUUGACUCUUAUGAAUGCUCUAAAUUUAUACAGAGAACGUACCAGAAGCUAGCUGACUUGGGAGCUGUAUUUAAGAAGAUACAAACAAACUAUACGAGCAUAAUUUUAUUCAGUGGAGAACCUAUUUAUUUGGGAAAUGAAACAUCUAUUUUUGGACCACUAGGAAACAAGACAUUGGCAACAGCUAUAAGAGACUUCUACUCUCCAUUCAAACCUCAUCGGACAGUCAGAGAGUUUUUUGUGGAUCUUUUAAAAAUAAUUGAUCGUGUCAUCUUGAAUCAUCAGUUUUACCUGUUCUACAACUUGGAAUACUGGUUUUUACCUAUGAAGUUUCCUUAUGUCAAAAUAGUUUAUGAAGAGGUCCCUUUACCUAUUGGAAGCAAAGCAUCCUUUGGUGUGUGAUUGCUUACUGCAGAACUGAACUUGCGCUUAUGUCAGAAUAUCCUUCA